Molecule: messenger RNA, 2211 nt
Organism: Paramecium tetraurelia
Lineage: Eukaryota; Ciliophora; Oligohymenophorea; Peniculida; Parameciidae
Exons: 4
Biological process (GO): protein localization to ciliary inversin compartment
Cellular component (GO): ciliary inversin compartment
Molecular function (GO): protein binding
Source: RefSeq, a predicted model, not a curated record
AUGAGUGAGAUCAAUAGCACGAAGUUAGCAAUUUUUAUGGAAAAUCCGUUAAAGAAAUAGCAUUUGAAUUAAAAUAAGAAUGAAUUAGAGGUCAUAUUAAGUCCUCCUCAAUAUAAUAAAAGACAACUGUAAUUCUGCAAAAGGAUUGAAGAACUCGACUUAAGCAACUAAGGUUUAAUGGAGAUAAAAUAAGAAAAAAUCAAUAAUAUAUGGAUCAUUAAAUUAGAUUUGUCUCAUAAUUGCAUACAAUAAUAUGGCAAUGAAUUUAAGAUAUUAUAAAAUUUAAGAAUAUUAGACAUAUCAAAUAAUUAUGUUAAAAUUUUACCUUUAAAUUUUAACAAAUUUCAUCCCCAAUUAUAGAAUUUAUACAUCUCACAUAAUAAUCUCAGUACUUUGCCUUAAAUGCCAGAUGAACUAAUUUAAUUAAAUAUUGAAUAUAAUCAGAUACACUAAUUCCCAUAGAAUCUGUAAAAUUCAAUCUAAAUUUUGCUACUUUCAGGAAACCCAAUCUAUGAAUUAAAAUAUUUAUCUGAAUUAAAAGAGUUCAGUAUUGACUGGGUAAUUUAUUUGGGAUGGAGCGAAAGAAUCAAAGGGAAUUAAUUGUAAUAAUUUCAGAAUUGGAUGUCGAAAGAGAAUCAAGCAACAUUCUAGAAUAUGAUAAAACAUUUCUUAGGCGAAUAGUUUAAUUAUAAAAAUUCUGAUUAGAAUGGAAACACAAUUCUACAUUAGGCAGCUCUAAAACAACAUUUAGGGGUUAUUUUGGGUUGUAGUAGUGUUAUUGAUAAAAAUUCAUUAAAUAACCAGAAACAAUCUCCAAUCUAACUAGCGUUGUUUUCAGAUAAAUAUCAAAGUGUUAAAUGUUUAUUAUCUUUAAACGUUAAUCUAAAUUCAGUAAAAAUAUCUUUAUUCUAGCAAAAUUUAGUGAUAAUAUCUCUGAUUAAAUAACAAAUAAAUUUGAUGCAAGGAUUUUUAUAACAUGGAACAGAUCCAAAUGAAUAGGACAAAGAAGGAAAUACAGCCUUACAUUAUUUGAUCAACAAGUGGCCAACUUUUUAAUUUCCUGAAAAAUAUGCUGCUCUUCUUCUAUAAUAAGGUGCAUGCCCUCUUAUAUUAAAUAAAUAAGGGCUCAGUCCAUUACAUAUAGGAGUGAAAUGUGGUUAUAUUUAAGCGGUUUAAUUUGCAUUAGAAUAUAAAGGAUAACUUGAAAUUUGUGAUAGAUGUUCGCAUCCUUUUGAUAUUACUUAAGUUACAGGUAAAGAAAAGUUUAGCGUUUUUGAUAUUUGCAUGCAAUCAAAUCAAGUCUAAAUGUGUUUUUCCCUUUUACGAUAUUGUUAAUAUUAUAUCAGAUGCAAACCUAUAACUUAUUGUUGUUUAUGGAAACUUAUUGUAAAACACAAUAGACAUAUUUUUGUUGAAUAUUUUUAAAAGUCUGGAAAUACGUUAAAUUAAUCCGGAGAAUAAUUGUAAGAACGAAAAAGCAAACAUGCUUGUUGUUUAAAUUUAACAAAGUAAUUGAAUGCUUCGUUUAUGAAAAUUAAUUUACCUAAUUAGUUUACGAUGAGUAGAUAGAGAAAAGACUAUUUUUCAAUCUAGGAUGCACCUUUACUUAAGGAAGGAGAUAAUGAUCAUAUCGAAUAUUUAGACAGUUCAAUUGAUUCCCAUGAGGAAACUAAAGGAUUAUAGCCUGUUAAUUGGAGUAGAUAUGACUGCAAUAACGAAAUGAAUGCUCCAAAACUAUGCAUAUAAUCUAAUACUAUCACUGAAAAAGAAAGCCGCAGAGAAAAUUCAUAAAUUAGGCAGAUAGCAGAAGCCUACUACAAUGAAUAUAUAUUAAAUGAUAAUUUAUUAAAAAAGGAAGAAAUUUUAAUAAUUUUACUCAAAUUAAAUUUCCAGAUUAAUGUAGUGAAUUAAUUGAGAGAUCAAUCGAUUUAAGAGAUAUUUAUCCAAAUUGUUGAAGACUAUUCCUUCUAAUGUGAGAUUCUCUAAGAACAACAAAGUUCAAUAAAAUAAGAAUCAUUUUUUUAUAAGGAUUUAGAAAGUAUAGACUAGGGUGAAUCAACCUGUUAGAUUACUUUAAUGCCAUCAUCUAUAAACUAUUUAAAAUAAAGAUUUGAUUAAUGGACAUUAGAAUAUUUACUAAGGUUUACUACUAAAUUUAGUGAACAUUCUAAACUUUCUGAAAUUCACUAAUUUGAAUUAUUUUAAUUAUGA